UGCGCGCGCUCACUCGCUCCCCAGCUGCGGCGCGUCAGAUUUCACUUCCUGUUUCGCAGGUAUCGAGACACACCUGCGGUGAGAGCAGGACGUCAUAGGCGCUUUACCUGAAACCGAUAAAAAAAGUUUUUGUUUUCUUUUUUUUUGUUGUUCUUGUUGGUGUCAUUCCAGUUCACAGGAGUCGCUUCUUUUGGUACUACAGGAGUGAAGAAGUCCUUCAGCUGCCUGAUGAAGAUGAUGCCCCCCUAUCGGACCUGUGUGCUGAUCCUGACAGCGUCGCUCCUGCAGACUCUUAUCCUGGCUCAGAGCUCAGGGGAAGACUGUAUGAAAAAGUUUACAGCCGGAAAAGAAGACUUUGUUGUAGACACGGAUGAGUCGGUGAAAGAUGGCGCUGCGUUCCUCGGAUCUCCUUCAGUCACCGGAGCUAAAGAGUGUGUGACUGCGUGCUGCCAAGAGCCCGAGUGUAACCUGGCCCUAAUGGAGAACGGAGCUCAGGAGGGGAGCAUCAAGUCCUGCUUCCUCUUCAACUGUCUGUACAAGCAGAAGAAAGUCUGUCGCUUUGUCCGAAAGAAGGGUUUCAGCAACCAUGUCCUCACCUCGGUUUUUGGCAGCUACCUGGAGCAGUAUAAUCCCGAAAACAAGGAUCACCCGCCUAGAGCCUUGGGAGGACAGGACAGAGUUUUGCAGCCUCAUGACACUGUGAUUCUAAGUGGCGUUGAGAGCAAGGAUGACCAUAAAAUCGUUAAGUUCCAGUGGGUGCAGGUGUCUGGAAGCCCUACAGCUGUCAUGGAGAAAACCACGUUUGAAGAUGAAGUAAGAGUGUCCAACCUGUCUCCUGGAGUGUACAAGUUUAAGCUUACUGUCACAGAUACCGGGGACCAGUCUGACUCAACAGUGGUCACUGUCUUGGUUCUCACACCUGAGCAAACACAACACCAUUGUAUGGUGCCUAAAAAGAUAGGACCAUGCCGUGGUUCCUUCCCUCGCUGGCACUACAACGUGUUGACAAAGCAGUGUCAGAGUUUUACAUUUGGUGGAUGCAGUCCAAACCGCAAUAACUAUCUAUCUGAGAAGGAAUGCAUACAAGCCUGUGAUCAAGUUACAGUGAAUAGCACAUCAUCAAGAAGAUCUGGUCAUGCUGAUCUUCCGGAUGAGCAGUGUGGUGUGCCAUGUGGACCAGAGAAGUUUAUGUGUAGUAAUGGGUGUUGCAUAGAUAAAGAACUCCAAUGUGAUAAUACUCCCCAGUGCAACGAUGGUUCAGACGAAAAGCGGUGUGAUAACUUGGACACCGACUUUCGCCGACUGCUUGACUUGGAUAAAGAGGAGGACAAAGGUUCAGUUAUGCAUUGCACACUACCUCCUGUCACCGGACCCUGCCGGCACAGCACUACCAAGUGGUACUACAACCCAUAUGAUCAAAAAUGCAGUCGCUUCAACUAUGGUGGCUGCCAGGGCAACGAAAACCAGUAUGAUUCUGAAGAGGAGUGCAUGAGAAAAUGCAGUAAAGUGACUGCGAAAGAUGCUUACGCCAAUCGGUCAACCUUUGAGAAGCAGGAACAAGACAGUCAGUCAGUUUCCAUUGCAAUUGCUGUUGCACUGGGCUUGGCCAUCCUGAUCCUGCUAGCUGUGCUUGGUUACUGCCUGUUGAAGGAGAAGAGACAGAAGCGGACAAGGCACCAUCCUGUUUCUGCUAACGGUACAAACAUGUUUCCUCAAGAGGACACAGAGAAACUUGUCUACAACAGCACCACCAAACCCAUCUGAUUCCCAUCUUCCAACACAGUAUGCUUUUCUUCCUGUAAUACAAACAAAUCGGCUCGGUAAUGAUUAGCUCAUGAUGGAGGUAUCAUGUAAUUCACAUUUAUAGUUCCCUAAAGAUGGAAAUUCUUGUAUAUAGAACCACAGUGAAAAGAUUUUCUGGUAGACCUCUUUGUAGGAAUUGUGCUCAUGACCUGGAAGAGGCAACUGCCUACAUAAGCAUGCAAUGUCAUAUUGAAGUAAGUUGUGUGUGUGUGUGUUUUUUUUUUUUAUAUAUUAUUAUAAGAAUAUAAGAAUAUAUAUAUUUUAAAUAAGAAUUAUUCUUAAGAAUGGUUGCUUAAAUUACCAAUUAUGUAGUUAUAUUGUACAUGAACAUGAAAAAUCUAAAUCCUAGAUAAUAUUAGAUAACUUCCACUGCCAUGUGCGUCUAUUAAAUAAAAUAGAAAUGUGUCAGAAUAAGAAGUUUCUCGAUCCCAUCAAAUUUCUUUUCUUAUAUGAUGAUAAAAAUCUUGGGGUCCCCUAACACUGGAAUUAAGAAUCACUGAUCUACAAGGUUACUGUAAAUGCAAUGUUUAGUGUUGUCCCUGUCCUAACACGACAGGUUUGUAGGAAUAAGACAAAGGACACUCCUCUGAACUUGUACACCAAGUGGAUGCUUUUAAACGACUUAUUGAGCUAAGAUUUUUUUUUUAAGUGAAUUUUUAAUUCCGCUUGGUUUGAACAAGGGGUGUGUCUUGAGGAGGGACGGUAAUUAUUACAAUCUAAAAUAUUCAUUUAUUUUUUCUUUUUGCUAUCUAUUUACAAAAAAAAUUUACUGUUAUUAAAAAUACCGUUGUUUUGAUUUAUUAUAGAGGGUGAUGCGAAAGUCUCAAUAUAAAGGAAAUGAAACAAGCAAAUUGUUAGUUUUAAAGCCUACUGAAAUUAUUUUUUUUUAAUUAUAAAAUUUUAUAUAAAAAUUCCUGUGGAUCUAGACUUUCGUGACACCCUUUAUGUACUGCAUUAUAUUGUUUUAUAAACAAAAUGUCCAUACUCAGGGUUUAAUGUUAUCAUUUAAAUGUUCAUAUCGCCUUGGACAUGAUACUGUAAUUUGCCUGUCCGCCCUUGACUUAAACUAUUUUCACUGUGUAUUUGAGAAGGACACAGUUUAAACAUGCAGUUGUUUAAACAUCUGGUAACAUUUUAUUAUAUAUUAUUUGCGUUUUAGGUUUAGUUGUUCAUAGUGACCUAUACAUGCAGUACUGUGCAAAAGUCUUAAACCACCACUCGUUUCUUCUUCCUAAAUGUUCUUUACAGUUUUUUUGGCUCUCAUUUUCAGUCCAGUCUCUGUACCUGACCAGUUUCCGAGGAAUGUGUUUUUUGGUUUGUUAAGCCACACAGUGACCGAUUAGUCAUUUAAGCAUAAAAAAAAAUCUAAAUUAAGACAUGAAUUGGUAAGAAACAGGUGCAGAUGUUAACGGACACUCAGGAUGGGGAUUGGUAUAUACUAGUGAUGCUGCCAAUGCUGUGUGGUCGGAACAGACGAGAGGGGAAAUAAGGUUGCUGCUGAGGCUGUUACAAUUUAAAAAUU
Clarias gariepinus (North African catfish) is the source of this 3325-nucleotide messenger RNA. RefSeq names its product serine peptidase inhibitor, Kunitz type 1 a (gene spint1a). The coding region runs from base 229 to 1764 and encodes 511 amino acids. The record is from RefSeq and is a predicted model, not a curated record. The transcript is spliced from 11 exons. Gene Ontology annotation, molecular function: protein binding; serine-type endopeptidase inhibitor activity. Lineage: Eukaryota; Metazoa; Chordata; Actinopteri; Siluriformes; Clariidae.